Molecule: messenger RNA, 1830 nt
Organism: Schistocerca americana (American grasshopper)
Lineage: Eukaryota; Metazoa; Arthropoda; Insecta; Orthoptera; Acrididae
Product: proton-coupled folate transporter-like
Exons: 12
Coding region: 128-1669 (513 amino acids)
Biological process (GO): transmembrane transport
Cellular component (GO): membrane
Molecular function (GO): transmembrane transporter activity
Source: RefSeq, a predicted model, not a curated record
ACGCAUGGUCACGUACAAGGUCAUAUGCCUCAUGACGUAACAGCUAACUUGCGUGAGAUUAAACGUAUCACAUGACAUUUGCAAAAAAAUAAAAUUUUUCUGUAGGUAUUCGCGACAUCGUUUCCAGAUGACGAUUGCUGAGAGAAGUAUUGGAGGGGAGCACCCAGUACUGUCACAACGCAGGCUCUUGGACUGCACAAAUGCUGCUGAUACAGGGUCAGAUGAAACUGGAUCAGAAAGGAAUCUCAUUCAGGGCUCAAAUGAAGCCUUGCAUCACCAAGGUAGAAGGCUAUUGUCCAGACCAACUGUUGAACCGGCAGUAUUUCUUUUCCUAGCAGCAUCAGCAGUAUCAAGCACAGUUACACAGACAUUAUUCUUGCAACGUGUAUGUGAAGAAGAUUUGGGUUACAAUGCAACUGUGUGCUCUCACCUCGAUUCCACCAAUAAUACUUCAGAACAACCUCAUACUGCUAGCCUGCUCAUGAGCAAGACUUUACUGGAAACUUUGUUGCCAGCUACACUAACCCUUUUCUUGGGCCCCUGGAGUGACCGACAUGGCCGAAAACCUCUGCUUCUCUUCCCCUUGAUAGGUCAUGCAACAACAUAUGCAGCAUAUGCUGGACUCUCUACUAUAGACCAUUUGCCACCACGCUAUUUACUUCCUGCUUCCAUACCGAUUGCUCUAACUGGUGGCUUUAUUGCAUUGAUCUUAUCUUCGUACAGCUACAUUGCUGAUGUAAGUCAUGCUGAUAAAAGAGGAUUGAGGCUCAGUUUAGUGGAAGUAUCUGUGAGUCUGAGUGCAAUCACUGGCAAUGCAGUAUGUGCACCAUUGUAUAAAGCCUAUGGAUUUGUUGGCAUAUUUACAACUGCAGCUGGUCUGUGUUUGGUGGGCUUCUUUUACGUACUGUUCCUGCUACCAGAAUCAAUCACUCCACCACAUUCUCAGUCAGAGAAUACAAAUGUGAAAUGUGUAUUUCUUCAAGAGACAGUAGUGGAAGUUUUUAAGGUGAGCUUCAAAUGGCGACCAAACUAUGGGCGUGCCAUUGUACUAUUGGCAGCUACAGCACUGUCAUUCUAUGUUGUAACACUAAUAGGAGAAGGUGGCAUUAUGUACCUAUACACAAUCAAGAAGUUUGGGUGGACUGUUGAAGAUUAUACGAGGCUAUCCAUAGCUGCUCUUUCCAUGUCAGCAAUUUGUACAUUUGGAACUAUUUACAUUUUUGUAAAUGUUCUUCACUUUUCUGAAACACUUGUUGCUGCAUUUGGUUUCGUUUGCAAGAUCAUAUCUGCAUUGCUGGCAGCUUUUUCACCGUAUUCAUGGUACCUGUACCUAGCUGCCCUGGCUAAUGCUUUUGGAGGAAUCUGUACAUCACUUAUAAGGUCAACAAUGUCUAAGACUGUUCCACCCAGUGAAGUAGGUAGUGUAUUCUCCCUGACUGCAGCACUGGAGUCUGUUAUGCCAUUGGUAGCAUCGCCUCUCUACACAGCUGUGUACAAUGCCACCAUUGCAAGUUUUGCUGGGGCAUUCUACCUGAUGUCUGCAGUUUUCUACACUGUUAAUGUUGGACUCUCAUUGGCACUGGCAUUUUUACAACGCAAGUGCUCACGAUCCGGCUAUUAUGAAGAGUUGCCAAGCAAUGAUAGCUGUCCUGGAUCUGUAGAUGCUUAAAGUAUAAAAUCAGUUGCGGGAAGAAAGUAGACACAGCGUACGAGCGGCAUUGACAAGUUCUUGUCAGGCAAUCCAUAGAUCUUUUAGUGAGUGUGUAAGGAAGAACCAUGGAGUUUAUAUGCAGAUGUGUGCUUAUUUUGUCAUUGACUAUUUUUAUUAAA